GAGGGGCUAAUGUUAUUGGGAGGGAGAGGGAGGUGAAGGCACCGCUCCUCUGUCUAAAUGAGUUCACACAACAGGCUUCGAGACUUAUACCUCCACCGAAAUCACCACAAGGCGACUGUGGGUUACUCUUCCAGGAACUUUUUUGAGCACUAUUGGUUGCCCCAUUGAGGAAUUCCUCCAUAGGAGUGAACACAACAAAGAGAUCCCCGCUGACGGGAGGGGGAGAGAGGGACAUUGUUUGCUUGUGGCUGUGGGCGACGGGAAAAGCAUGGGUCAUCUUGCAUAAGAUAUGUGUGGAUUUGUGAGUAAGCGAGGGUCCUGUUUGAGCAAGUGAAUGCGAAGGUUUUGGCAUGUUUAUACAUCAGGCCUCUGUGGAACUCAAGGCCUCUGUGAGGAUGCUGGGAGAAGACAGGUUUUUUUGUUCUGCUGUUUGAAUGAUGACGGAGGAACUUGUGUAAUUGUUGGGUUAGCCGUUUUUGUGCACGCGGGGUAAGUAAAGCACCAGCGAGAUCUCAACGGCCACAACCGCCAGCCUUUUGGAUUCAUUCAAACUUUCGCACUCGAACCAGCAGCUGCUUUUGGACGCAGGGAAAACAGUGAUGCUGUCUGAGGCACUUGAUUUUCACUGAAGGGGAUUUUUGGCAGUGGUUUGGGUUGGAAUUGAAUCCCCUUGCAAGGAUUUUUGGAUGUAAUUAGUUCAUUUGCUGCUAACUGUGACUGCUACUAUCGUUGUUGUAGUUUAGGUGAUGUCUGUAUGUAUGGCAAAGAGACCCGGUUAACCCGUGGGUUGAAGAGUCAUGGGUAACCUCAUUAGCAGACCUAGCUGUUUAGGACAAAAGUCCAAACAAGUUAAGUCAGAUGAGAACGUCCUGAAAGAGUGCUACCAGCAACGCAAGGAAUGGACAAUCCCGGAGCCUCCUCGAGAAGAGACCAAAAAAGAGGAUGAGGUUAUCCGUCAAACUCCCACACCAGACAAACAGAGGAGUUCCCCUGCCCCGACCGUCACCACUACCAGCACUCUGGACAAUGCCUGGAGAAGCACUCCGUCCCCUGUUAAGACUCCACACAAUGGCUCUUUGCCCAGAAAGUCUAGUAUUCCGGAGUACAGAAGAUCCCCCCUAAGCCAGUAUGGAUCUGUGGACAGGAGAGCCAGCCUGCAGAGAAGGGAUUCUGGGAGUCCCUGGUCCUGGAAGCCUCUGAACACUCGAGAGGUUACGGAGGUGACAGAGGUGACGGAGACUAUUGUGACAGAGAUUGUGGAAGUGACCGAGUAUCCUCCUGCUGGGAAAGGAGGUGAUCCUAUUGUCACCAGAACUGUUAGAGUGCUUACCGGAGCUGCUGAGGAACUUGCAGAGCUGCAGAGUGAUGGCCAGUCAAGUUCAGACCAGGAAUCAAGUCUAGAUCAAUGGAAGGAUGGAAGAAGCACUUUGGCUUUGAAAGACGCAUUCAAGGAUCUGAAGGCAUUCCAGGAAAAUCUGGAAACGCUGAUGACUUGGGUCUGUGAGAUCGAGGAGCUGACAGCCAAUCAAAAACCACCAUCCUCAGAGUUCAAGGUGGUGAAAGCCCAGCUGCAAGAACAGAAGCUUUUACAGCGUCUGCUUGAGGACAGGAGAGCCAGUAUGGAGAGGAUGAUACAGGAGGGUCCACCCCUGGCAGAGGAGCUUCAGGGAAAGGACAGUGAAAAGACCAAAGUGCAGCUCGCACAGCUUAAACUCAAGUGGGAGUCUCUGCUUCAGGGCGCCACCAGCAGACACAAGAUUCUGGAGGUGAUUCUGCCAAUGGCUCAGCUAUUCCAGGAGAGGACAGACCGACUUCAGCAAUGGCUCAUAUCUGUGGAUCAGGAUUUAGCUGAGCUCCGUUCUGCGGAGAGAGCCAUGCUUCAUCUGCAAGAGGCCACUGGACAAGCCAAGGCAGUCAUGGAAGAAAUAAAAGCAAAGAGUGCUGACUUGGGCAAGCUCCAGCAGUGUGCUCACGAACUCAUGGAAAAGAUUUCAGAGGAGGAAACCCAGCUUGUGCAGGAGCGGGUGGACAGUCUGCGUAUCCGCUACUCUGUGAUGAGUCUGGGCAGUGCUGAUGUCCUGCAGAGGUUAGAGCAGGCUUUAGAGGCGUCCAGUCGAUGCACCUCCAGUCAGGAAGACCUGCAUCUGUGGCUGGGACGUAUCGAGAGAGAGCUGCUGGUUCCUGCAGCCCAAAGUCAGACAGGGGAUGCAGUAUUGUGUUCCUCUGAGAGGCAAAAGUUGGACCAGGCUGUUGAGAAAGAGUUGGCCUGGUUUAAAGACACCUCGCUGGCACUGGAAGAGCUCAGGACCAUUAAUCUCCACCCAGACAUCAUUGUAUCCCAGCUCAAUGAGCAGAAAAAUCUUGCUGUGGAGAUUUUGCAGCACAAGUUCAACAUUGAGAAAAUGGCCAAGAUCUUGGAGCUCCUGCAGACGUACACUGAGGAUGAGGAGACACUGAGGCUCCAGUCUUCACUAGACACUUUACAGGAGCAGUGUCAGGUCACCACUGCCACCAAUGCCCAUGUGGUCCUUCAGCUGGAGCAUGCUCAGUCCCUCCUGUCUCAGUUCUCUGAGGGCUAUGCUGAGGUGUUACCAUGGUUACAGGAAACUAAAGCUCUUAUUGGUCAGUUUACACUGAAUACCAUCAGCUAUGAGGCCUUUCGAGAACAACAGGACCUUUUACAGGGCGCCAGGGAGUCCAUAGCAGAGCAUAAGCCUCUGAUAGCCCGGCUGAUCAUGCUGGCGCAGCGUUUAUCAGACCUGAAUGCGGUUCAGGGACAGGAGUUCUGCCAUAAAGCCAGAGACACUGAAGAGCAGCACCUGGCCAUCAGAGAGCGGGUUCGAGAAGCAGCUGCAGUGCUAGAGGAGUCACUACCGCGCUACACACAGCUGAAUGAGAGAAUGACUGUGAUUGGAGAAAGACUGGAGCAUCUGUGCAGUCACCUGCAGGCCUUGUCGGCUCUUCAAGGCCUCACGCCACGCAUUCAGGAGCAGCUGCAGGACAACAAACACACACUGACAGAGCUCUCCAAACUGGACCUGGACCUCAGCAGUGUGCAAACACAGUCUCAGGAGCUCCUGUCCAGUGCAGGGGCUGUCGGAGGCACUUCCAUUGGCACAGCUAUUCAAGAGCGAGUCUGCUGUCUUACAAGCCGCUGGGAGGAGGCUCAAAAACAGGCUCGGGAGAGGGAGAAGUGGCUGCUCAAUCUGCUAGAUCUGGCAGUGAGAUUCUGGAACGACGUGAGCGACGUCACAGCUGGUCUGAAUGACGCUCAACAAGCCGUUCUGGACCUCAACUCCAAUCGAUCAGAUUCAGAAACCAUUCGGCAGAGCUUGGAGACCAUGCAGACACUCAGGGAGGACAUUGAUUCUCUACAAGGUGACCUGGAAACACUGGGAAUUCUGGGAAUGGAACUUAUGUCAGCUUGUGGUGACACUGACAAACCAGAGGUCACCAAGUGUUUGGAUGAGCUUUAUGGCACAUGGAACAAUCUCAGUAAGAUUUGGACAGAGUGCAACAGUAAACUAGAAGAAUGUUUACGAAUGGCCCUUCAUUAUCAGGACAGCAUGCAGGGACUCUUCCAGUGGCUGAAGUCUGCUGAGUUGAAAUCCACAGAGGAGUUUUCAGUGGGAUCUGACCUGGGAUCAGUUAAAGAGCAGCUGUGUGACCUAAAGGAAUUUAAGCGAGAACUCUAUCAGAAGAAGAUCGAGAUCGAGAGUUUAAACCAUCGCUUCGUGUGUCGUCUUUCUCCGGGCACGGAGCGGCCGGGGUCCGUUUCUCCGCUGUGUGACUUCAGGCAGAGAUGGGACAGCCUGGAGUCAGAGACUGUCAGUAAACAGCACCAGCUAGAGUGUGCGUUGCUGGGUUUGGGUCAGUUCCAGAACACCCUGGAUGAGCUGCACGCCUGGCUCUUGCACACCGCUGACCUGCUGCAGGCCUCGCAGCCAAUCAGCAUCGACCUGCAGACCUGUGAAAUAGAGCUAGCCAAACACAAGGUACUGAGGAAUGACGUGAUGUCUCAUGUGCACACGGUAGACUCUCUGAACCGGGCCGGCAGGAGUCUGAUGGAGUCUGGAGCGGGAGAUACUUCACAUGUCCUGCAGACUCGUCUGGAGCAGCUGAAUGAACGCUGGGAAUUUGUGCGCUGUGAAACCGAGCGCAGGCAGCUCGAGCUGGAAAACAACCUCAGUCAGGUUCAGGACGUGAGCAUGGAGAUCCAGGAUCUUCUGCAGUGGCUGGAGCACACAGACCUCAGGCUGUCCUCCAGUAAGGCGGUAUGGGGGAUGCCGGAUUCUUCAAGCGAGAGACUAAAUGCUCACCUGGAGCUGUGUAAUGAGAUGGACUCGAAAAUGCACGCCUACACAAACGUUCGCUCCGCCAUCCACAGGAUGCUGGAGGCCAGUGAAGUGGCCCGCGGCUCCAGCACUGAGCACAGCUUAUGCAUCCUGGAGCAGAAGUGGAGUGCCGUCUACGCUAAAAUGCAGGAGCGAAAGGCAAAGUUAACUGAGGGUCUUGGCCUUGCGAAGGAGUUCAACAGUAACGUCCAGGACCUGCUGACUAAAAUGGGCAAGUGUGAGGAAACAAUAAACACACUGAGCGCUCCCAGCUUCAUCCUGGACACCAUCUGUUCACAGCUGCAGGAGCACAGGGUGCUGGUCAGUGAGGUUCAGUCUUACGGAGACAGGAAGUCGAGUGUGGAAGCUGCAGCCACACGUCUGUCUGAGCUCAGCAGGAAAGAGGACUGUGAUGUCAUACAGAACCUGAUCAUGACCAUUCAGGACCGAUUCAAAAAACUCCUGCAGCACACCACAGAGAGAGGGAAAACUCUGGAGGACGCAAAGAGACUCGCUAAACAGUUCAGUGAAUCGUGGCACUUACUGGUGGACUGGAUGACGGAGGUGGAACAGACACUGGACACACAUAAAGAGAUCGCUGUUUCACAGGAGGAGAUCAAACAGCAGCUCACUGAACAGAAGGACUUCCAGAAGCUCCUGCGCUCGAAGCGGCCCAUGUAUGAAGCAUGUCUGAAGAGCGGCCGCUCGCUCCAGGAGAAAGCCCAGAGCCCUGCAGACACGCAGCAGCUGGAGAACAUGGUGUCGGAGCUCAGAGACUCAUGGGACACCAUCAGCGGAAAAUCCAGCGAGAGACAACACAAGUUGGAGGAGGCGCUGCUGUUUUCAGGCAGAUUCACUGACGCUCUGCAGGCUCUCAGCGAUUGGCUGUUCAGAGCUGAGCCACAGCUGGCUGAAGACGUGCCCGUCUGCGGAGAGAAAGACCUGGUCAACAACCUCAUCGACAAACACAAGGUGUUCCAGCGGGAGCUUGGGAAGCGGGCCAGUUGUAUCCGCACACUGAAGCGCUCGGUGCGGGAUCUGACGCGCAGCAGCACCGCCGAUGCUCACUGGCUGCAGGAGCAGAUGGAGGAGCUGGAGAGCCGCUGGGAGGCUGUGUGUAAACUCUCUGUGUCUAGACAGGCCCGACUCGAGGCCGCACUGCAGCAGGCGGAGGAGUUUGAUGGUGUGGUCCACUCAUUUCUGGAUCAGCUGUCGGAUGUGGAGCGGGUCCUGAAGUACGGAGUGCUGCCGGAGGAAGAAGAGGCUCUUCUGGCGUUUCGCACAUGUCAUCAAGAGUCGAUGAGUUCAUUGAACGCCCAGCAGGAGGCGCUGGAGAACAUCCGCAGUCUGGGUGAGGAGAUCCUGCGCUGCUGCCACCCGGACUCCGUCAUCACCAUCAAAUCAUGGAUCAGCAUCACCAACACUCGCUACGAGGAGGUGCAGACAUGGGCGAAGCAGCAGGCCGAGAGGAUCCAGAUCUCACUGGCGGCACUACAGGGUGAGAGGGAGCAGAUUCAGAGGAUUCUGGACUGGAUCUGCGCCGCUGAAGACUCUCUCAGUCUGAAAGAGCAGGAGUCACUGCCUGAAGAUCUGGAGCUCACAGCAGAGCUCAUCACGCAACACAUGGAUUUUAUGGAUGAGAUGAAAGGCAAGGUACCGGAGGUUGAAAAUGCCACUAAAUCCUGUAAACACAAGCUGGUCCCCAAACAGCAGGUUUCACCCAGUCGCAGACCAGCAGCGAAGAGAAGAGGAGCUGCAAAGCCUCCACCAUCUGUCCCUGUUCCUCUGGAGAAACUGGACCCUCAGACCCCCAUCAUGUGUCGCCUGGUGAAAGACUGGAGGAAACUCUGGCUUCAGGCUCACGGCAGACAGAGCAGACUGGAGGAACAUCUGCAGCGGCUCAGAGAGUUGGAGGAGUUUGCUAACUUCGACUUCAACAUCUGGAGGAAAAGAUACAUGCAGUGGAUCAGUCACCUCAAAUCCCGAAUUCUGGAUGUUUUCCGAAGCAUUGAUCGAGAUCAGGAUGGCAGAAUCACUCAUAAGGAGUUUAUUGACAGUGUUCUGGCCUCAAAAUUUCCCACCAAUGUGCUGGAAAUGACUGCGGUUGCCAACAUAUUUGAUGUUAACGGAGACGGAUUCAUUGACUAUUAUGAGUUUGUGAGUGCGCUUCACCCCAGCAGAGACCCUUACAGGAGGACAGUAGAUAUAGACCAGAUCAACGAGGAGGUGAGUCGUCAGGUCUCUCAGUGCAACUGUCCAAAGAGGUUUCAAGUUGAGCAAAUAAGCGCAAACCGCUACCGGUUUGGAGACUCUCAGCAGUUGCGGAUGGUCCGGAUACUCAGAAGCACUCUGAUGGUUCGGGUCGGUGGGGGAUGGACUGCAUUAGAUGAGUUUCUGGUGAAGAACGACCCCUGUCGAGUAAAGGGACGCACAAACCUGAAGAUCAAGGAGAAGUAUCUCUCGAGAGACGCCUUCGAGACGUCGGGUCGCAGAGGCAGCGCUAAAGGACUGACGGUCAGCAGAUCAAACUCCAGCCUGAGUUUAUACAGCAGCGCUUCAGCUCCCAGCAGCCCUCUGACACGCAAGGCGUUGCUGCGCAGGAGUUUCUCUGGCGAGAGGUGUGUUCGGCCCAGGAGCUCUAUUGCUGCUUUAGGAAGUGAUCAUUUCUGUGCUGACAUCGACUCGCCUUCACCUACAGAAGAAGCAGAAAGACCUCCAACAUGACCACAUCUCAUCCCGAACCAUGAGCUCAAUCAUACGGACAGACGUUCAUUACUGUACCGACGCACAGGAUGGACCGAAAAUGACCCGCCGCAGGCCUCAGAUCAGUGGCCACACCAGGACGAGUCUUGAGUUUACUGUCAUAACGCUCAUUUCUUACCUCCACAGAUGUUGUUUGUACAGAACCGACUGGAUUUGAGUCCUGCUUUGAGUGUACAUUUGAGAGCGCUGGAUGUCCUGCAUGGGUUUGAGCCGCACGACGCCUGUAGAUUACAACAGCAAUAGAUUAUUUAGUGCUUUACUCAAUAUAUACAUAUGCAUAUUAUUCGCUAUGGAUGCACACUUUUAAUCUGACACUGCCUUCUUAUAAGUUUCACCCCACUGAUAGUGAUGCGAGAUACUAUACAAGCCAAAAACAUCUUCAGAUGUGUGUUGUCUUAUGGUUUAGGCUUUAUGAGAAUUGCUUUGGGGGUCUGUUUUUAUUGUUCUGCGUGACUCUGGUUAUUAUAUCCUCAGGUUCGAAGUGCUAGAAUACUGUAUAUCAGGGUAUUAAAGGGACAGUUCACCCAUAAAUGACAAUUUUAUUCAUCCUGUUUGAGUUUUUUUUUCUUUGCCCUUGACUUUCUUAGGAUUUGGCUUUAUUAGACUUUAUUAUAUUUAAGGGGUGGUCCGAAGUGUAUUUUUAAGGCUUUGUUGUAUUUACAAGGUGAAAAGCAAUGUGUGCUCAUGCUUCAUUUGUUGAAAAUCAUCUUAUUUUUUCAUAUAUCCUAUUUUGAUUAUAUACAGCUACGCUGCUAACAUAAAAACGACAGUCAUAUUUCCUAGUUUCUUCGAAGAUUAGGAAUAGCUGACGUGAAACUGACGUUUCAAAACAGUGUCGAGAUCUUGAAGCGCAAAUGUUUCGGAACACUGCACCGAAGCAUGAUCCGAAACACCCAGGUCACAUGACUAAAGUGUUUCGAAACACCAGGGCAAGUGACUAAAGCGAUUCAAAGCAUCGGCCAUUUCAGAAGCGUUUUGAGACUUGGCAAAUCUGCGUUUGACUGACAGGGCCAGAAAAACCUUCUGUCUCAUAUAGCCUAGUGGACCGUGCGUAUGCAUGUUGUUACUGUGCUUCAAAUGGCUUUUGGGUUCGAAUCCAGACUUGUACAAAUAUUCAGAAACCGUGAUUUUAUGUAUUUUAAUAAUGUUACUGUUUUAUGGUGUGUUCUAGAUAGGAUACAGCUGCGGAUACGCCAUCAAUAUAGCAUUUUUGUAACACUGUAAAACAAAAAUUUAUAUUUUACAGUACUAUGAUGAGGCGACACGUUGGCGCAGUAGGUAGUGCUGUCGCCUCAUAGCAAAAAGGUCACUGGUUUGAGCCUUGGCUGGGUCAAUUGGCGUUUCUUGUCUAAUAAAAACUUAAGGUUCAACUCUACAAAGUGGAGUUCAAUACCUCAAUUUGCUCUACUGGUUCUAUGCUGAAGCUGUUCCAUUGCAAUACAUAAAAAAUGAUCACUAGGUGUCACUGUAGAGACGGGUUUCGAAAUGUUUUGAAGCUUCAACACAUUUGCUUCGACUGUUUCAGUGUUUCAUGAAGCCUCGCUUUGCCCACCACUACCGAAGACCCAUUCUGAAGAGGCUCUGAUUGGUCAGCUAACAUAAUGUACAGUGACAGGUCAGCUCCACAUCACCAAGAAGCAUCUCUGUUUUAAAAUUACAGCGCCUCUGGCCACGCCCUUUUGCUGCGCAGGGUGUAUGUGCGUAACCUGAAGGGUUUAUGACAUGUAUUUUUUGUAGUCCCCAAACUUUGUUCACUGUAGGCUUUACUAAGCUAACUCUGUACAAGCCAAUGUCUCCUGGAUUAAAAUAUGAUAUAGUAGUGGACCACCCCUUUAACAAGAUAUAUAUUUUGCGAUUCACUUAUGUAUGCUUUUGAUUUGCAUUAUGGGACCUUGAUUUUUCUACAAUAACCUUUGAUGUUCACAUUUUUUAAAUAGUUUAAUGUGAUUUGAUGUCCUCAUGGUUUAAAAACCUGGAAAUAAGAUUACUUGCUAUGCAGUAAAUUGUUUCAAACUACUUAAAUGUCAAUAAAAAGUCACUUUGUUAAACUGCAGAGCGGAAUUUUCAACAUUAAACGUCGACAGAGCAGAGGUCAACAUCCCAUAAUGCAAUUUAUAACAGUAAAUAAACUUUAAAAAAUAGGAAAUAUGAAAGUCAAUGGUUACAAGUCUCCAACAUUCUUCAAAAUAUCUUAUUUUUUGUGUUCAACAGAAUAAAAUAACUUGUAAAUGUUUGGCAGCAAUAGUAAAGAUGAAUAAAUGUUCAUUUUUAAGUGAACUACACCUUUAAGUAUGAAUUUAAAGACCACAUGAAAGUAGUACGUGUUGAUUAAAGACGGUGAAUGAAGUUACUUCAUUGGUUUUAGUCUUGGAGGGCAAAACAUCCACAGAUCUGUCAAUUUACCAUCUGUUUCUAGCCAGAUAUGCAAUCAAAAAUGAUGUUUGUUCAAAGUAGUUUUUUAAAAUGAGCUGAAACAAUACAUUUCUUGAGAUUUUUGAGAGUGCGACUUAAUAAUUCUAUUUUAAAUCCAAUUAAAUUAGCAAAAACUAGUAAGUUAACUUAAUUCCUUCAUGUUGUCCCAACACAAAUCGAUUGUGUAGAACCCAGCAUUUUUACAGUGUGUUUAGAUCAUCUCUGAGAAGAAGAAACACAAAUAUAUGAGAGAAAGCAAGAGUCUAAAAUAAAAGCAGAGUCUGAUAAAAGCAGUCUGCGGAAACACUUUGAUUGACAUUCUUCCUUUAUAUGCGUCAUCAGAGGGGGAAGCCCCGCCCAUUAGUGAUGAUCUUAAUGAGACAUAGGCAUUUAUAGCCCCACCCUUUUUUUCAAAAGAGAGCUGGGGGCACAAUCUCAUUUGAAUUUAAAGUGACAGUCACCAAAAUGACACAAUUAGGAUCAUAAUGCGUCAUUUAAAAGAGUUAUAAACAUUAUUUCUGUGGUAUUUUGAGCUGAAACUUCACAUACACACACUAGGGACUUAUUUUACCUCUUGUAAAAAGGGGCAUAAUAGGGCCCCCUUAAAGUCAUCCAAAUGAGCUGACAAUAUUAAUGCACUUGUAUAAAUUGAAUAGGUGUUUUCCUAAAAGAAACACGUUGCAUUUAUACUGUGGCUUUAUGUGCUUGCCUGUGCGUAGUGUGUCCUGAAGGUGGUUUUAAGGUGCAUUAGGCCACAUUAAACCAGUUUAUAAUGGUUUUUAUUUGGAAAACCACAAUGUUUGAAUUAGAGUGCGAAUUAAAGCAGUUAUUUUUGCAGAAUGAAGUCCAACAGGUUUAUCGGCAGCUGUUGUAUAAGACGAAGGGCUUUAUUCUGUGAAAACAACCGCCUGGAUGUACUUUAUCCCACUUUUUCAUGGCCAGUUGUCACAACACGAAAACAAAUCGACACAAAACAUUGUUCUGAGCCGUAAAAAUGUAUCAAUUUUUUAAUUAAAUGCAAAAAGCUGACAGAAACAAAAACGGCUGAAUGGAGCAUACACUAACCUGCACAUUAUUCAGUCACAAGAUGGCGCCAAACAGUAGAUAAACAUAGAAAUAUAGGCAUGAACGUAUUUACUGAUGGUUAAGAUUUUUCCCGGAGAAGCCUGUGUUAUUAUCUUCAGCGGUUGUUAUCUGGGAAUAACAUACCUUGGAAUGUUGUUCCUGACCAAUCAGAAUCAAGUAUUCCAGACUGAUUACUACAGCUCUGGUUCUAUUAAUCAUCUUGACUGUUAGUGAAUUGACUAACCCAGACGAGUCUGUUUCAUUUGUUUAAUUGGUUUAAAUUUGAGAAUACCAUGUAUUCCACAUCCACAGAGCUGUGUAUUAUAUAUUAAUAAACUGAUAAGUGUUGUGAAUUGCAGCCCUAAAUUCAGAGAUGUAGAAUACAAUCAUUCCAGCACAACCUGAGGUGCACAUAAGAAAAGGCAUUUUAUUUUCAUGGGGUCUUUAAAUACUUGAAUUCUUCCGUUGUGAGAUGGUUUACAGUUUAGAAUGUUCUUUAGUGUUCGUGUUUACUGUAUCAACUACAUCCUACUGUGUGUAAAAUGUACAAUAUAGCGUAAUGUCCAGUGUAGAGUCACAUAUAAAGUAUUUCUUUCAUUUUUUAUUCUCUUGAUUUUUGAGCAGUCAUCAAAAAUCCACCGGUUGUAAUAACUUCCUUUGAGGAUAUGAAAGUGUAGGUCUCAAUGAGAUUAGCUGACGUCACACAGAAGCUCUUUUGAUCACUUUUGUUUGAGCCAAAAUCAGAAGCGCAUUGAUGUGAUCUGCUUUUUUUUUUACAGUGUGUGCCGCUCAGGGCAAAUCUGCUGUUUCCAUCGUUUGCCUUAAAGCUGUCUGCGAUUGUCGUUGUUGGGUGAUUUUUCUUCUUAUGUCACUGUACCAAGUGUUAUGGAUGUAGCAUUUGAUUCCAAUACAUAUCAGAUAUGUGUGUGUUUUA
This is a messenger RNA of Danio rerio (zebrafish), 11508 nucleotides long. The record is from RefSeq and is a predicted model, not a curated record. Lineage: Eukaryota; Metazoa; Chordata; Actinopteri; Cypriniformes; Danionidae.